UUUGAAUUUGAAGAAUGUUGAAGAAAAACUUUUGAGUCAGUAUGCAGAUAUUGCCAUCAGUGAAGGAAAAAUCACACUCACAGACUUUGCAAAAUAUUUAGGCAUCCCUGAAUCCGAACCAGCCCUUGUUGAGCUGUUUAAGUUGUAUGAUAAGGACAACUCGAGUACCAUUGAUUUUCGUGAAUAUCUUGUAGGAUACUGUCAGUAUUCAGAGCCAGCCAACACAGAAGAUACUCUCAAGUGGGCUUUUAAACUUUUUGAUCGGGGGGGUAAAGGUCAUAUUCUUCUUGAUGAUCUUGUUAAAGCUCUUCGAGCUUCCUUGGAUAUGACACCAGAAGAGACUACACGAAUAUUUAAGCAAGCCGAUCAAGAUAAUAAGGGCUAUAUAACAUACGGUAAGUGUGUGAUCUGUACAAGUCCCUGUAAUUCAUAUCAAGUGUAUGUUACCACUCAAUAACUCAUGUCUAGUCUUAAGUAGUCUAUAAGCAUUAGGAUUAGUCUACCUGAAGUGCAUGCUAGUGGCUUUCUUUUGUGCUUAAUAUUUUAUUACAUACAAGCUACAUUUUC
Molecule: messenger RNA, 567 nt
Organism: Cherax quadricarinatus
Lineage: Eukaryota; Metazoa; Arthropoda; Malacostraca; Decapoda; Parastacidae
Source: RefSeq, a predicted model, not a curated record